GAAAAUAUUAUUUUUCAAAAGAAAUUGAGUGGAAACUGAAAAGCUACUACUUAGUGGAGUGUGCAGAGAGAGUGAAAGCUCGCGGAAGAAAGAACCAGUACCACCGAAGAAGAACGACAAUGAACGAUAGCGAAGACAUCUUGUUCGACUCUCCUCGCUACUCUCCUCCGAAACCCGAUUCCGAUAAAGAAUGAGGAAGAAAAUGCUUUGUACUAAAUGUUCAGAAAGUAGAGACAAGGAUUUUGGAACUGUUGCUCCUGACCAUCAUAAAACCUCUUCAAAAAUUCAAAAUGGAGUAUCAUCAAUUGAUCCAAUUGUUGAGACAACCGUUAAAGCUAACAGAGUUAAAACAGAAAUGGUUAGUCAUCAAGAAGCUCAAGAUUCUCAAAAUAAUGAUGUGCCUUCUUAUCUUGACCUAUCCCAGAAGUUGCUGGCAGUAUGGGGAUCUUCAACUGACAAAAAGCUUGGAAGUGAUGCAGUAUCCAAGUUGCUCGUGCGUUGUCAAGGAGAUUUUCAUAUUCUUUUUUGCCACAUGAGCAUGAGUCUGCCUUCUGAAAUAACACGAAAAUUACUUAUAGAUAUAAACUUUUCUGGAGUAUCUUUGCAUGAUGCCAAGGAUUGUUACCGUACUCCAGAAGCGGCAAAGGUGUCACAUCUGUACCUUACACUGACAAAGAUAGCUGAUGGAGCAGAUAUUUUGGAAACUUUGAUAGAACCUUUGCUUGAUCUAUGUGAUAUGGAAAACGUUGUUGUUGUCCGUAGCUCUCUAUGUAUACUGCAUACUCUUCUGAAGCUCAUACUGGAAUUGGAAACAAAUUUUGGAAGAAGGAGUUGAAAAUAAGCCGAAAUGCUAUUCUUGUGCUAGCAUUCCUCGCUUCAUCUGGACAACCUGGUUUUGAAAUACUUGUUGGUCAUAAGCCAGCAAAAAGGGUAAACUAUCUUAUGUUGAUUUUGGAAUUACUCAUAUCAGAGAUGAACUUUGAAGCUGAGGCACACGAUGAGCUACCAGAAAUUUUCAGGGAGAGGACAUUUCUGAUACGGGAGAUACUGAUAUUACUCAACAGACUAGUGUCUAGUCCUUCAUAUUCUGCUACUGUCUUGCACGGUCUAACCUACGGUUGGGGCAUGACUGGUUGGACAGUUGAUGCUGCAAGCAGAUUAUCUCGGGAAGGAAGUGAAAAUAAGCAGCAGGGCAGCAUGGUGAAGCAUAUCAGAACUGAAAUCGUUGACCUUGCUCGAUUGUUCAAGAAAAGGGUAUUCACAUAUCUAGGAGAUAAAUGGUUAUGAGGUCUCCUGCUUCAUUGGUAAAGUUUUUUGUUAUAGAUAUCUCUAUGCAUGUAUCAUUCGGCUCAGUUAGGAACUAGUAUAGGCAUGGUGCAAAGCAAAUAGGCUGCAAGCAAUGGCAUGCUAGUCUUUUGGAUAGCCUGAAAUUUUGGCAAACAGUUGAGCAAGGCGGAGGAAAUUUUGAUCGGCAUGAAAAGUAUACUCUGUAAAAUUUUGUAUAAUUGGACAACUUCAUUUAGUGCUUGACACUUAUCUUUUGGAAUGUGGCCAUUUAGCAAUGCAUGGUCUUUAGUAAAUAACAGUGAUGUACCAUUUUUUCUCAAUGCCAUGCCUCUUUCUUUUA
This is a messenger RNA of Lotus japonicus, 1627 nucleotides long. RefSeq names its product protein SENSITIVE TO UV 2-like. Lineage: Eukaryota; Viridiplantae; Streptophyta; Magnoliopsida; Fabales; Fabaceae. Gene Ontology annotation, biological process: DNA damage response. The record is from RefSeq and is a predicted model, not a curated record. Bases 769 to 1287 code for a protein of 172 amino acids. The transcript is spliced from 7 exons.